Molecule: messenger RNA, 183 nt
Organism: Arabis nemorensis
Lineage: Eukaryota; Viridiplantae; Streptophyta; Magnoliopsida; Brassicales; Brassicaceae
Source: the annotation of a GenBank genome assembly
AUGGUUGAUUAUUCGAUGCGAAAUUCUGCGGCCGAAGUGGUGAAAAGCCUCGAUACGAUUGAUGGGAGUUGUGGACCAUGGAAUCGUCAUCAAAACUCGAUUCACACCGUGGUGAUCGCAGGAGAAACUGAAUUAAGAACUGUUACCUUGCAGACUAGUGCAGCGGAGAAUGGUGGUGCAUGA